CUUCAUAACCGCUAGCCACUGUUCCCCCACGAGGCUGCAAAUAGUUCGUACUUCAAACUUUCCCUGUUACCUAAAUGAGAUGGUAAUCAAAAAAACUAAAUUAUAAGCGCGUAAUUUUGGACGUUUUCACUCGUAUGCUAUAGUGGAAUGGUGAAAACCAAAUUUUUUAUUGAGCUGAAAUAAAACGCAUGCUUCGCAGCAACUAUUUAUUGUCAAGUUUAAGUCGGCAGUGAAAUCUCAUGAGUAAAACGGGGUCAGCAGUAAAAUGAACUGUACCGCAGACUUUUGAGGAUUGAAAUGCUCAGACUUCAUAUACUUUGUUCAUUUCUGUUGCACACCUUAUCGCUUCCUCCGAUGAAAAGCCUCUUCAAGAACAGCAGACGCUCUGGAGGUAUUAAGCACGACGCCAUUUUGAAAAGGUGACAUUGGCAGGCGGAGUAACACAACCCCGCGCGAGCCGUACGUGUGUUCGUUGCCAACUGCUGUUUUUUUUUAAAGUUAUAUAUACCAUACAAAUUUCUCAGGGGAGUUUCUCUUACGUUUUUUCGCUCCCAAACAUCCCUUUUCUCAUAUUUUUUUAGGCUGUGCUUCAGUGGCUUGCUUGCACGAAGAACCGGUACACAUGGCGCAGACUAGUGCAGGCUCUCAACAAAAGGGAAUCUCGGAGGGUUCCGGCACUUGUUGUGCAUAAAAACAAGGCCUUUGAGAUUGGCUAAUGCUGGCAACGUUGUGCAUGCAACAAAGUCAAGUCACGUCCAAGCAGAAGGCCAGUCAGCCGUCAGCGUUUCGCGCGUUUUCUGUAUUUACCGCAGCAGAGUUUGCAGCGACCUCCGUUGUGGUAUUUUGUUCCUCGGAGGCAUGCCCUCGGAAUCGGAAAAAGGAGGUGAUCAAUAUGCAGUCGUCAAGUUUCCAGAGGAAGGCAACUCUGUGGCUCUUGUACAUACCAAGUGGCUGCAUGGCGAUGUCUGCUUGUGGCCACAGGAUUCCAAGAAUGUUUCGUAUUUAGCCAAAUGUGGAGCCUCUCCAUCCUCCAACUGGCAAGUCGUGCCAUGUGUGCCCAUAGACACAUUCAGAACAUAUGAUGCAGCGCGACAAAAGCUCAAGCAAGCUGAAGAUGGGUCAGACUUGGGGAGUGAAGUGGACCUGGGACGGGGCAAAAGAAAAAAGCAACGAAGAGCCCUUAGCUCAAGUCCGGAAAGUGUGCAGCGACUACCACUUCCACCGCCCUCUAUGAUGAAAAAAGCACAGAAGAGGGAUGGGAGACGUAUUCACAAGCAGUCAUCACAUGCAUCAACAUCUAGGGCUAAUGAUCCCAAUGUUUGCAGUGAUCAAGGCGCAGUGCAAUGUGCACAAAUGUGUGCUAGCGAGACUUCAGAAUCUGAGGGUGAGGCUGAGUCUGGAGGUGAACAAGAUGCAAUGCAAGAAUCAUCAGGCAUUAAAAGAUCGUUCACAGCUCACUCUUUGAUGAAAAGAGCAAGCCAAAUGGGAAAUACACAGUGCAACAAUGAGAAGUGGCAUUCAAGUCAGUCUGUUGCACCUAUUUCAGAUGAUGGCAUUAAGCAGGUCAUCAGGCUUCUACAAACGGUAAUCUUGAGAGUCGAGCACCUGGGAAGCCAACUAGACGUAAUAAAAGCAAAGCUUUGUGACCAACAACUGCAGCCUGAAGCAGAUUUGUUAGAAAAACCAUUUUGUGACAUCACGGAGUUCGAACUGUUUGAUCAAGGCCUCUCAGAAAGUGAUGCAAUGAAGUCAAAGUUGGUAAGUGUUUUUAGUGGAGUAUUGUUAUACACGAAUUUGAUAAGCGUGAGGUUGACUGACAUAUCUCACGGUAAACUUUUCCAGGUUUCUAUGUAUGAAAUAAGCAAGUAUCCUUGCUUGUAUAUGUAGAAGGUUUUAUGUGCGCUGCAGUUCUUAAUUCCAGGUAG
Molecule: messenger RNA, 1925 nt
Organism: Dermacentor albipictus
Lineage: Eukaryota; Metazoa; Arthropoda; Arachnida; Ixodida; Ixodidae
Source: RefSeq, a predicted model, not a curated record